Messenger RNA from Frankliniella occidentalis (western flower thrips), 2425 nucleotides. Its product is annotated as probable methylmalonate-semialdehyde dehydrogenase [acylating], mitochondrial. The coding region runs from base 126 to 1706 and encodes 526 amino acids. The transcript has 11 exons. Gene Ontology annotation, molecular function: malonate-semialdehyde dehydrogenase (acetylating, [NAD(P)+]) activity; methylmalonate-semialdehyde dehydrogenase (acylating, NAD+) activity. The record is from RefSeq and is a predicted model, not a curated record. Gene Ontology annotation, cellular component: mitochondrion. Gene Ontology annotation, biological process: L-valine catabolic process; thymine catabolic process. Lineage: Eukaryota; Metazoa; Arthropoda; Insecta; Thysanoptera; Thripidae.
GCGCGAGGGCAAACGCGAACGCGAGCGCAGUUGUGGGAGUCAGCUGUUGUGUACAGCGGCAACAUUGACUAUUCAAGAACAGGGAACGCCACAUUGGAAGCAUACGUAUCUUCUACUGCCCAACCAUGAGCACCAUGAUAUGGAGAACUCGGCUUCCUGUGUUGGAGAAAUCCUGGACGACCAUGGCCGGGGCCAGAUAUAUGAGCUCAGUACCCAACACCAAACUCUUCAUUGAUGGCAAGUUUGUGGAAUCUAACACCAAGGAAUGGAUUGACCUCAACAACCCCGCCACUAAUGAGCUAGUGACCCGGGUACCUAAAAGCACAGGUCUGGAGAUGCAAAAGGCUGUCGAGUCUGCUAAAAAUGCUUACCCAGCAUGGUCUAACACAUCCAUCAUCUCAAGACAAUCCAUCAUGUUCCGUUUUGCAGAGUUAAUUCGUAAAAACAUGAAAGAGCUUGCUGCAAAUAUUACUCUAGAGCAAGGAAAAACAUUAGCAGAUGCUGAGGGUGACGUCCUGCGCGGACUGCAGGUCGUUGAACAUUGCUGUUCUAUUCCAUCACUCCUCCAGGGAGAAACUCUCUCUGGUAUUGCCAAAGACUUGGACACAUAUUCUUAUAAAUUACCUCUUGGUGUUUGUGCUGGAAUUGCACCUUUUAAUUUUCCUGCUAUGGUUCCUCUGUGGAUGUUCCCUGUAGCAAUGACAGUAGGAAAUACAUAUGUCAUGAAACCAUCUGAACGUGACCCUGGAGCCUGUAUGAUGCUUUUAGAACUUUUGAAUGAAGCUGGAUGUCCUCCUGGUGUUGUCAAUGUUAUUCAUGGAACUCAUGACUCAGUCAAUUUCAUCUGUGAUCACCCAGAUAUUAAGGCAAUUUCAUUUGUUGGUGGAGACAAAGCGGGUAGGCACAUCUAUGAAAGAGGUGCUAAAAAUGGAAAAAGGGUACAGAGCAACAUGGGAGCUAAAAACCAUGGAGUUGUUAUGCCUGAUGCCAACAAAGAGAAUUCCCUAAAUCAGUUGGUUGGUGCAGCAUUUGGUGCUGCUGGUCAACGUUGUAUGGCUCUGUCUACAGCAGUUUUUGUUGGUGAGGCCAAAUCCUGGCUGCCCGACCUCAAGGCCCGAGUUGAAAAUCUGAAAGUUAAUGCAGGACAUGUACCUGGAACUGACUUGGGUCCAGUCAUCUCCCCAGAAUCGAAGAAACGCAUUUUAGACCUCAUUGAAUCUGGUGUUAAGGAAGGGGCAACCCUCUUGCUCGAUGGUCGAGGUCUAGUUGUUCCUGGAUAUGAAAAGGGUAAUUUUGUGGGUCCAACAAUUUUGACUGAUGUGACGCCAGGCAUGCGUUGCUACAAAGAGGAAAUCUUUGGCCCUGUUCUGAUAUGUCUCUCUGUUGAUACUUUGGAUGAAGCUAUUGAAAUCAUCAACAAAAACCCAUACGGCAAUGGUGCUGCUAUCUUUACCAACAAUGGUGCUACUGCAAGGAAAUUCACCUUUGAAGCUAAUGCUGGACAGGUUGGUAUCAAUGUACCCAUUCCUGUGCCCCUGCCAAUGUUUUCCUUUACUGGUUCUCGUGGUUCAUUCCUCGGUGAUCUUCACUUUUAUGGCAAACAAGGAGUCAACUUCUACACCCAGACCAAGACAGUUACAUCGAGCUGGAGGGAGCAGGAUGUUACUCACAGCAAGGCAGCUGUUGCCAUGCCUGUCAUGAAGUAAGCACAUUAAUGCGUACUUUGGUGUUCUUCCAGUGAUUUGUGCCAUAUUUGAAGUCUUCCAUUUUAUUAAAAUAAUUGAUCACUGCUUGGCUCUUGAGUGAGAGUUUCAUAAUGUAACUGAAGUGUCACAAUGCUACCUAUAUCUGUAUACAAAAUAGUACAAAUAAGCCAGAAGUACAAUUAUAGUUGUUUCCUGUGUUGUAUCUUGUCAUGAAAACUCCACCAUGGAGAGAUUUUCGCAUUUCUCUAUUAACCGUAUCAGGUGGAAAGUAUUGUUUCUAUAGUGUGUUGACCAGUUGACCUUAUAACUAACAUUUUAUCAUUUGCAAGUUUAAGAAUCAUGUAAGUGUAACUUUUUGGUCUGUUUUAUUUUUAAGCAAUUUCAUGUGCCUUACUGUAAAGUAAAUUGUAGGUUGACAUAAAUGAAUCAUUGUUGGUUUUGUACAUUCCAUUUAGAGGAUUUUAUAUAUACUAUCUAUUACUGCUUUGUCAUAUUUUAUACCUUGUUAGAACAUUUUUUUCCAGUAUAUUAUGUACUAAAAGUCUGAUAUGCAUUAUUUUUGCUGCCUGAUUUGUAUAUUUUUCUGUUUAAUCCGUAUUUUUGAAUUGUUUUGAAAGUACCUAGCAGUUUUACUGAUACUGAGAAUGUGUGCUCUGUUCCACGUUCAUAAAUCACUGUAUAAAAAAAUUGUUUUUAUCAGUAAAAAUCCAAGAUCAUAA